AUCGACCAAAAGGCAGCAAUUCGUGUUGGAGACAUGAAGCUGAUAUUAAAUCAAACCGAUAGAGAGAGGUAUAUCCCACCAGAGUUGGUUGGAAGUAUUCCAGCCGAACAAGGAAAAAAGGUAAUUGUGCACCCUUCAUGCCUAUACCUCGUUGUUUUCAACAUGGUCGCUUUUCUUUGUCUUCUCGUAAAUUGAGCAGAGUGAGAUAAGAACCAAGCCUUGAUCCGUUUGCACAGCUCUUCCAUCAACAUUGUUGGGGCCAUGCACGUGCAUUACUCUUGGUCUCCUUGGAGACAGUAACGCAAUGAAGUCGCGUGAUAGACCCACACCCGUGAUGGGCCAACUAUGUUGGGAGUUGUUGCAUCCAUUUCCACAACACUGACAACACGAACGCAUGCGCAACAACUCCCAACAAAGUUGACCCAACUAUGUUAGGAGUUGAUCCGUCCGUUUCCACCUAGCUUUAAUAUUAUCUCUGUGAAAUGAAAGAGAUAUACUGGGGACAAAAUGUCGUUGCGUCGCAAUUGAUUUUGUCGUGGAUUUUGUGACAAGUUUGAGUUAAGGCAGAUAAAGCAGAUUUUCUAAACCAUUUUUGAAACCUCUUUUAAGUAUUCAAAUCAGUCACUUUUGUUAAAAUUUCUAUCUCCAGGGACACUGUUGCAAAAAAGUUAUUGAUGUGGGCCUUUACAACAUUACCGCCGAUCCAUAUGAGAAAGUUGACCUUAGCAAGCAGUUCCCGGAUAUUGUGGAGGCAUUGAUGACCAGGGUGGAGUUCUACAGACAGAGUGCUGUACCCCCC
Porites evermanni is the source of this 799-nucleotide messenger RNA. The record is from the annotation of a GenBank genome assembly. Lineage: Eukaryota; Metazoa; Cnidaria; Anthozoa; Scleractinia; Poritidae.